Daphnia magna is the source of this 3342-nucleotide messenger RNA. RefSeq lists its product as uncharacterized. Gene Ontology annotation, cellular component: membrane. NCBI's taxonomy places the organism in Eukaryota, Metazoa, Arthropoda, Branchiopoda, Diplostraca, Daphniidae. Gene Ontology annotation, biological process: hemocyte migration. The record is from RefSeq and is a predicted model, not a curated record. The transcript has 8 exons. Gene Ontology annotation, molecular function: growth factor activity. Bases 1115 to 2674 code for a protein of 519 amino acids.
CUCAUCACUAUCGUUAGUUUUGCUGACCGUACGCAUAUCAUGUACGAGAGAUCCAAUUACCAAUUUAGUGGUGAAGUGAAAAUUACUAAAUAAAGCGUGCCACUCUGCAUGUGGAUACUUAAGGUCGAACAAGGACGGUGUGCGAUUUGUACGUUAAGGACUCGCGACUGCGUCUCUUCUUCCACCUUCCAAAUAUAUACGAUGCUGUUUUAAUAAUAUAGAAGACCUUCAACGUGACCCGGCAGACCACCACCUUGGUGGCUGUGUGCCGACGAUCAACUUGCUGACUGAAUUGUUCGUCUCGCAAGUCGCCUCUCUUUUUGUUUCUUGUUUUUUUCUUCUUUCGUUUCGUUUUUUUCUUUCUUUCCGUCUGUGUGAUUGAAAGUCGAGAUAGGAGCAAGAAGCGGCACAGCUUCACCUGUUUUCUGCGGCGACACGACGACGCAGGUAGAUGCGACACACGCUGAGAGUGAGAGCAACAGAGCCGCCAAAAGAUAUUCUCGUUUCGCCAUAUUCUGCCAAUUCGAUGCAUAAAUUGCUGGCCGCAGCGCUUUUGUGUGUGUGUUUGUGUGUGUCCACAUCAUAACUUAUACGUUUGCAUGUCUUUUUUUAUUUUUUGAGGGGCGAUAGAGAAACGGGCCGUCCUUUUUUUUUUCUCUUCUCCUCCCCCAUCGCACACGUUGAAUAUACACGAUAGAAGAAAAAGAAGAAGAAGAAGAAGAAAAAAAAGAAGAAAGAGACAGGACAGACAUCCGAAUGGGGCAUUGGGAAAUGGCCCAGCGACCUCCGGCCCAUUGGCACCGCCACUCCAAUGGUCGGAGGGGGGGCUCGUCUAUAGAUGCGGCACCCACAAGAAGCCACUCAGACAUUGGGAAAAAAAAAAAAAGAAUAAAAAAAAAAGAUGCCAAAGAGGCAGAGAGUCACACACACAGACACACUUCUUUUUUCUAGUGGCAAUGCUCCCAAUCAUCCCGUUGAUUUCCGAUCGAUCGCAAUUGCCGUGUCUCCGUGUCACCUGUUCACAUCGCCGGCGCUCAUUGUUUGUCCGUCGAAACGGAGGGGGGGCUGCCGUGUGACUGACGGCCAAAUUUCAUUGACGAAUUAAAAAGAAAAAAUGACGGCCAUGGGCCAUACGAUGGUGACCGUGUCGUUAUUGCUGCUAGUUAUGUCUUGUUCGAUGGGCAACCAACAUUCGGCUGUUGCCUUUUCAGAAGAAUCGCUGAAAGAUCUCAGUCGAUUGCCUCAUUUUCAACGUCACUGGUUGCAACGACUCGAUCAACAGGCCAACACGAAACGCAAUUUGAAUACGAGGCUGACGACCGCAUUGCCCAGCAGCACAACAACAACAACAACGACGACGACCACCGCCACUUUGAUUGAGACGACUGACGAUUCGUUGGAAGAGGUAGGGGAAAGAGAUGAAAGAGUAACGACUAGCGGCCCGUCAGUGGUUAGCCGGCAUGCGGAUGGUGGAGUGGACCGUUCAUCGCUGACAUUGACAAUCAGCGAAGCUAAAGAAAGACUCAAGGCUAGGAAGAUCAAAAAAAGCAAAAUCAAAACGGCCCUGAUGCAGCAAAAGGAGGCAGAAGAAGACGGCCACAACUACAAAAAAGCAGACGCUCAUUUGAGAGAUGAAACAGAAGAGGAAGCGGUGGAAGUGAAGAAACACAUCCAGCGGAUGGUCAACGCCAGUUGUUCGACGCCGGCCUUACGUUUAGUGUACGUGCGACAACAACACGAGGCGGCGCCCAACGUCCGCUACCUUCCGGCUUGCACGUGGCUUCAUCGUUGCUCCGACGAAAUCGGAUGUUGCACCGAUGAUUCGAAAACUUGUUCCGCCUCACACAUCGAGUCCGUUUCCUUGCCCUUUUUCGUUUUAACAAUGACGGGGAUGGAAACGAAGAGAACGGUGACCCGUUUGUCGUUUGAAAAUCACACGUCGUGCGAAUGCGUUGGUCGCAAUAGCGACGUCAUGCCGCGAACGGAGCCUUACAGCAUUGCCGACGAGCCCGGCCAUCAUCAUCGUCGGCGUCCGUCCUCUCUGCUGCAUGACGGCACUAACAGCAGCGACGAAGGUAAAGACCAUCACGAACAUAGCAAGAAAAAAACGAAAAGCGUCCAGCUGCGUCGGCGACAACUCGGCCGAGUCGCCAUGGCCCGUUCGGCCGAUCCGCAUCUCUUUUUGCAGCAGCGUGAUCAAGAAAUAUUAGAGGAACAAGAAGAAGAAUUCGUCAGCGAAUCGUCCCAUCCGAUGAUAUCAAAGCGACAAUUAAGCGAUGCUCCACUUCAAACCAAGAACUUGAACCAUUCAAACGGGAGCCAAUGUCGUUGCCCUUCCGGUUACACGCCAGUCGGUAACGACAAAAAGAAGAGGACGACGACAACGUGCGGAAUGUGCCAGUGUUACGACGAAGAGAAUCGCCAUCACAGACACAGACAUCAGAGCAACAAUCGAGGGAAAUGGCCAUCGAAUCAUCGGCCAGCGCGUCAACCGCUGCUGCGUUGCGGCCGUUUGAAACGCGGGUUGGACGCGUUUUCUCCGCGUGACAGAGGGUGCAUCAUCGAGAAAAAGUGCGGGACUCCCGAAUGCGAUUACGGCCGUUACGUGCAGUUGGCAGGUCGUUGCCCGCGACGCAACGAAUUGCGACCGGCUUCUUCAUCCGUCAGCGGCUGAAUUCAUCCAGCCAAUGCACAGAUAUCGAAACAAUAAAACUAAAAACUAAAUAGCCUUUUAUAUACAUUAAACAGACAAUGUUUUGACACAUGUAACGGUCGUCGUUGUUUGUCGUCAUUGCCGUCAACUGUCGUCGUCGUCGUCGUUGUAUGGAUAUGCCCGAAAACAAAAACAAAACCACAGCACGAUACAUCAUCCCGCGCUUUAAAAAAAAAAAACAAACAAAAAAUCUCCUGCCGGCCUUAGCUCCAAUUCCAGCGCGUGAGAGACGCAGUCCACUGAGAAUGGCACCUUUUCCCUUUGCGGCCUUUGCUGAAAUCCAAUCCGUCCAGAUAAUAACCAAACACCUCCAACUGUUCCCCUUUUUGCGCACUGCACGACAACAUCUUCAACGACGAUUUCGACAAUCAGUCGUCACUCACAGACGCCAUCAACCAAUCACCAAACAACGAUUUCUAAAAACAUGACGCAAACGCCAGAGAACGGAAAUGGCUCAAGACAUCGAUCGAGUACGUAUCGCCAGGAAUGUUGUAUGUGUGCGUGUCACGAGUGUUAAAGGAUGACGUGUAAUUCCAAUUUGUUUUUAAGAGAAAAUAAUUCAAGACUGACAUUGCCGUGUAGUAUAUGUGAACGAUGUUGACAAUAACAGUUGGCCGUCGAAAACCAAA